CCCCCCCCCCUGUCUCAACCCCUCCACUCAAUCCUCUCAAUUGAGCUCCUAUACCUACCGACAGCAAUGGCCUCAACUUUCGCCCGUCUGGCCGCCAGGAGUUUAACCUGCGCAAGGCCUUUGGCUGUCUCCUCACCGAUUCGCGCCGCUCGUGCUAUCCGGCCCUUUAAAUCAACCCAGAUAUCCAGUGCAGAGGCGGCGCCAUACCAAAGAACCACUUUGACCGAGCUAGAGCCAAAAAAUGAGACCACGGAUGAUUACUUGACGGAGGAUCCUAAUCAUGACCCGGUGCAUGGCAGGAAAAUGAGGCACUAUACCGUCAAUUUCGGUCCUCAACACCCGGCUGCUCACGGUGUGCUGCGAUUGAUUCUUGAAUUGAAUGGGGAGGAGAUCAUUCGUGCAGAUCCUCAUGUUGGACUUCUGCAUAGAGGUACAGAAAAGUUGAUUGAGUACAAGACGUAUCUUCAGGCUUUGCCAUACUUUGAUCGUUUGGAUUAUCGCUAA
This is a messenger RNA of Tuber melanosporum (Perigord truffle), 504 nucleotides long. RefSeq lists its product as uncharacterized. Gene Ontology annotation, biological process: mitochondrial electron transport, NADH to ubiquinone. Gene Ontology annotation, molecular function: NADH dehydrogenase (ubiquinone) activity. The coding region runs from base 67 to 504 and encodes 145 amino acids. The record is from RefSeq and is a predicted model, not a curated record. The transcript is spliced from 5 exons. Lineage: Eukaryota; Fungi; Ascomycota; Pezizomycetes; Pezizales; Tuberaceae.